This is a messenger RNA of Dovyalis caffra, 825 nucleotides long. NCBI's taxonomy places the organism in Eukaryota, Viridiplantae, Streptophyta, Magnoliopsida, Malpighiales, Salicaceae. The record is from the annotation of a GenBank genome assembly.
AUGGAGAGAGAAGUUUUGGACAUGAAUCAGUCUGGAAAUGGAAAUGAAGUUGAGAAUGAGGAGUCCAUGUCAAAUGCAGAUCUUGAGAAUAUUGUUGGUGUUGGAGACAGCUCUGAGUUAGAGGUACUCUUGUGUAUGAGAAUAUUAUGUGCAUGGAGCUUGUGCAUGCACAUAGCAGGUGACUUACUUGACAAUGGUUCUGAUUUAGGAAAUGGAUCCUCCCAGUACACUCCAAUGAGGGAGCUUGUCGUCUAUUUGAAUGUUUUUUCAGGCGAUGCUACAAUAGAAUUUCCAAGCACACUUCAAAUGGCCAGAGGAGGAGUAGAUUAUGCUUUUGAAGAUUCUGGCAGAUGCUAUGGGACUUGGGAAGACCAUUAUGACCAUAUCCCUCCUACUCACUUAUUCAGACGGGUGGAUCGUCAAAUGGUCAAUCUGGGAGUCAGCCUUGCACUGGAGGCAGAGUUAGAAACUCAUGCACAACCUGGUUCUCUGUCCAUUUAUGUUCAUUAUGGACAAAGUAGAGUGAAGGAUGCAAAUUUUCUCGCCCAGAGUAAUGUUGUAAUAACCACGUAUGGAGUGUUAGCCUCAGAUUCUUCAGCAGAGAAUGCUGAAGAGAAUGCGGGACUAUAUUCAGUUCAUUGGUUUAGAGUGGUUCUUGAUGAGGCCCAUACCAUAAAAUCCUCAAAAAGUCAAAUUUCAGUUGCUGCUGCUGCUCUGCUUGUACUUAAUUGCAUUAUUGGUGAUGGUGAUGGAAACUUUAGUGACCAGGCUGCUGCUCUUCCUGGCAUUUCCUUUCCUGGCAGUGCAAUUCAAGAACCUUUCUAG